This is a messenger RNA of Myripristis murdjan (pinecone soldierfish), 2728 nucleotides long. RefSeq names its product ciliogenesis associated kinase 1 (gene cilk1). NCBI's taxonomy places the organism in Eukaryota, Metazoa, Chordata, Actinopteri, Holocentriformes, Holocentridae. The transcript is spliced from 14 exons. Gene Ontology annotation, biological process: protein phosphorylation. Bases 399 to 2333 code for a protein of 644 amino acids. Gene Ontology annotation, molecular function: ATP binding; protein kinase activity. The record is from RefSeq and is a predicted model, not a curated record.
UGUGAUUUGUUGUGCUGUGAAUAGGCUUUUAUACGGCAACGCGAGAUUAUGAUGUACUCCCCCCAUCUCUGUCUCCCUGAAAGGGCCUGAGUGCAUUAUUAUUAUUUAUAUGUUGUGUAGCGACACUGAAUGUGGCUUUCUUAAAACCAACAACUAAUUAUUUCAGUAAGACAGUUUUUGGCUAUCGAUUACGAAUGGUGGGCUAUGUACGCGUGUCGAGUUGACCGAGGCGGGCAGCAGGCAAGUCCAUGACAACAUGACUCCUCCAGCCUUGCCCAUGGUCUACUGCUGUUGUCACAGGAAAAUCUGGUUACACUCAACAGCAGGAGGCGUACACAUCUCUGUUUUCCACCCAGCUGUUCUCUGCCCCCAGAGGAUGAUGUGGAGGGAAGAUCACCAUGAAUAGAUACACUACUAUCAGACAGCUCGGGGAUGGCACCUACGGCUCCGUCAUCCUUGGCCGCAGUCUGGAAUCAGGGGAACUUGUUGCCAUCAAGAAAAUGAAGAGAAAGUUCUACUCCUGGGAAGAAUGCAUGAACCUUCGUGAAGUCAAGUCCUUGAAGAAACUCAAUCAUGCUAAUGUGGUCAAACUUAAAGAGGUCAUUCGGGAAAAUGACCACUUGUACUUUAUAUUUGAGUACAUGAAGGAAAAUCUGUAUCAACUAAUGAAAGACAGGACUCGGUUGUUUCCCGAAUCCGCUGUGAGAAAUAUUAUGUUUCAGAUACUACAAGGGCUUGCUUUCAUUCAUAAGCAUGGAUUUUUUCACAGGGACAUGAAACCUGAGAAUCUUCUGUGCAUGGGACCAGAGCUGGUGAAAAUCGCUGACUUUGGGCUCGCCCGGGAGAUCAGAUCUCGGCCACCGUACACAGAUUAUGUCUCAACCAGAUGGUACAGAGCCCCAGAGGUGCUCCUCAGAUCCACAUCCUACAGCUCACCCAUUGACCAGUGGGCUGUCGGCUGCAUCAUGGCAGAGCUUUACACACUCAGGCCUCUUUUCCCAGGCUCCAGUGAAGUAGACACCAUAUUCAAGAUUUGUCAGGUCUUGGGAACGCCAAAGAAGAAUGAUUGGCCAGAGGGAUACCAGCUGGCCAGUGCCAUGAAUUUCCGCUGGCCUCAGUGUGUGCCCAGUAAUCUGAGGACACUGAUUCCAAAUGCCAGUAGUGAAGCCAUCCAUCUGAUGAGAGACCUGCUCCAGUGGGAUCCCAAAAAGAGACCAGCUUCUGGCCAGGCCCUGAAGUACUCUUACUUCUACGUGGGCCAGGCGUUAGGCACUCCUCAGCAGAUCCUGGAGCAGGGCAGGCCUCAGCCGGGUCUCAUGCCUCUGCAGGCCUCACCACAGUCACAGCCGACGCUGCAUCAGCAGCCCCUGCUGCUCAAGCCCGUGCCCCCUGCCCAGCCUCCCCCUCCCAACCAACACUGCCCCCCCUCCAGGCCCCUGCAGCAGAUCCAGCCGUCCCCGGUGCCAGCGGGCGUCCAGGCCCCGGUGUACCAGCGGCACGCAGAACUGGUGCGAGAGCAGCAGCCUAACCACUCGCUGAAGCCGGAGACUGAGGGAACCCCACAGACCCACCUCCCGUACAUCGUUGAUAAGGGACUUCAGAGCAAGAUGAAACAGCAGUCUGAGAAUGCAAACCUACUGAGCUAUCAGUUGAAACCUAAGGGAGGGCGUCGACGUUGGGGCCACGGCACGGGACUCCUUAAAGGUGAAGACUGGGACGAUUACGAAGACACUGAACUGACAUCCAUAAGUAUUCUGGGCAAAAGUAAUUUCUCCACAGAGAAGUCGAGGCAGGGAGAAGAUGCAUUGAGCAGGUAUGGAAAUGUUCUGGAUUUCAGUCAGCCAAAUGGCAAGGAAGAUGCACCUUUAAACCUGAACAAGACAACAACAUACCAGGAGCCAUCGAGGACAGCCUCUGCUAAACAGCAUUACUUAAGGCAGUCACGAUAUUUACCUGGAAUUAGUACAAAAAAGAACUUGCCAGUAAAUACCAACAAAGACUUCAGCGGCAGCCAUCUGUGGGGAAACAGCAGUAUUCCUUUUGGAGGGACACUACCAAACAGAGGAACUCAUGGUACAAACACACUCCCAAGUGGAUAUGUGCCGUCAUUUUACAAAAAAGAUGUUGGUUCUGCUGGGCACCGAGGGCAGCUGGGUCCUUCAGGGGAUUCAACAGCAUCAAAUUAUGCAACGUGGAGGUCUGGCCGGAGUCAGAUGAGCACCUCGGCCUACAUGCCAUCGGCCAGCAAGAGCACCCCUGGUCUGCUGCCACGACCGCCGGUUCAGACCAUCCACGGGCGAACAGACUGGUCUGCCAAAUACGGACACCGCUAGUGGCUUCUCUGGGGCCUUGAUCUUUUGCCCUGAUGUGAAAUCUGUGCUCCUAAGAACUCUUUCCCCUCCAAAGAGUAGGCCUAGUUGUUUUAUAAUCCAAACCUGUACAUACAUCUUAUACAGCAAUAACUUUUGUUUCACUAUAUGUACUCUGUAUGCUGUGAGAUGUAAUAUUUCUAAGUGUAUCUGUAAGGCUAAAUGCAACCAGCCAAAAGUUUGAUCCAUCAACAAAUUAAGAUUUUCUCCUCAGUGUUUUUGUUUUGUAUCUCUGUAACAUAACUGUUGUCCUAAUGAGCCGAUGCUGUACCUUUACUAUCAGUUUUGUAUGCCAUUAUCAUCCCAUAAUGUUCACUGACCAGUAUGCACAUGCAUAUUACAGCUAUAUGAAAACUUCA